GUCUCAGUGGAAAGCGGUUUGGAGAGAGGGGAUGAGAAAGAAGAAGGGAGGGAUUUGUUAGUCACACGAUGUAUAUAUUACUGUGUCACAAAAGACUUCAGGUUUGUCUGAAGUCUUUGUUGGAGGACAUGCUUCACUUAAAUCCAGAGCUUGUUGGGAAUAGUAAGGAAAUGAAAUGGCAAGAUAACGGAAGAGAAAGAAAAUGCAUCUUGGUUUGAUGUUACUUUAGAGAGUCUAGCACUGACGGUUUAUGUCAGGCCAUACUUGAGGUUUUACGGUGUGAGCAGCAAGUUUACAGAGGAGCACUCGAAGACACGCAACGAUGAGAGAGACUAUGUGGAUUUAUGUCGUGAUCCUGUUCUUGUCUGAAACACAGAGCGUGGAAUCAGGAACUACUGAAAGGGCCCCUGUGAACACCACUUUUCCUCCUAUCACUGAACGCAGAAAUGAACUUUUCAGUAAUGGGAGUGAUGCUAAUCUGACAUGCACCGAUAAGAUGUGGAAUGAGACAUUUUAUGUUAUCUGGAAAAUUAAAUUGAUUAACAAAACCCGUUGUGAGAUCAACUUUGACAGUCAUGGUCGAAACUCAGACACCUGCAAUGAUGGAAAGUCACUCCGAAACACAUCCAAUUCUCAGCCAUAUCUACACAUCCCAAAGUUCUCAGAAGAUGAUGUGGGAAUCUACACGUGUGAGUUUGCUUACAGAGGAGGAGCUACCAAUUGUGAAAUCCACGUGAAUAUCACAGUGACUCCUGAAAUAAAAGCCUGGAUAGAGUACAAAAACAACACAAUGGUAGCAGUAUGUAGAGCUGAAAAUGGAAAUCCUGCAGCCAACAUCAGCUGGAAUCAUGCACGAAAUUCUUCUGUGCAACAACUGCCUGGGAUAAAUGGACUUUUUACAGUAGAAAGUCGUUUGGAGCUUCCUGAAGGCAUAGAUCCAGAAAACCUGAGCUGCACCAUCAGUCACCAGAACCUGAACAAGAUUGUAUUUUUGGAAUAUCAAAAAGUUAAAGUUUAUUCUCUCUGGCUGUAUGCACUCAUAGCUGGGAUAAUAAUUGCAUUUUUAGCGGGACUCUUAUUUUUUUUGGUCAUGAAGCUGAGGCAACACCAACAGUCAGAUACCUCCUCCUCCAAAUCCCCACCGAUAGAGGAUGUGGAGGAAGUGGAGCCCUAUGCUAGCUAUGUUCAACGUGUGAACUCUAUCUAUAACUGAUCUGCAGAUAUGUUCACAA
This is a messenger RNA of Maylandia zebra (zebra mbuna), 1232 nucleotides long. Its product is annotated as cell surface glycoprotein CD200 receptor 1. Gene Ontology annotation, molecular function: signaling receptor activity. Gene Ontology annotation, biological process: regulation of neuroinflammatory response. The record is from RefSeq and is a predicted model, not a curated record. Lineage: Eukaryota; Metazoa; Chordata; Actinopteri; Cichliformes; Cichlidae.